Helobdella robusta is the source of this 702-nucleotide messenger RNA. RefSeq lists its product as hypothetical. NCBI's taxonomy places the organism in Eukaryota, Metazoa, Annelida, Clitellata, Rhynchobdellida, Glossiphoniidae. The transcript has 3 exons. The record is from RefSeq and is a predicted model, not a curated record. The coding region runs from base 1 to 702 and encodes 233 amino acids.
AUGCUGGUUGCUAUGAGGAAGGCCCCAGAUGACGAAAUGAGUGUCCGUGCUGUUGGCCGCAAAUACAACAUUGACCAGACCAUGCGACAUUGCUAUGACAUUGUAAAAGAUACAAAAUGCUCAGAAUUCUGUAUUGUCAAAUUUCUAGAAAGCUGUCGCGUUAUACCAUGGAUGAAUCCAAGAGAAGUUCCCACGUUGGCAUUCCAAUUUGCGACCGGGAACGGCAAGACGGUUCAGAGGAAUUGGAAGGUAGAUGACGAAAAUGACAAAAGGCUGAUAGCAGUUUACAAACGUCAUAAAUUUGGACCAGAGACUAUCUACAACAUCGACGAAACAGGAAUUACUACUGUAGAGCGUCCUAGCAGAAUUGUUGCUCAGAAAGGUGUGAAGCAAGUUGGUGCAAUUGUUUCACAAAAGCGUGGUCAAUUGGUUAUUUUGGCUUUUGCACUUAAUGCUUUAGGGAACAGUAUUUCAUCUGCAUUUUUAUUUCCGAGUGUUCAUUACAAAGAUCACUUUGUUAGAGGCGGACCAGCUCACCCUUCUGGGUGGAUAACAGAAGUUAAUAUCUGGAAGUUGAAGAACAUCUGGUCAAACAUGCACAUUUUUCAAUUGAGAAUCCAAUCAUGUUGCUACUUGACAAUCAUGAGUCACAUGUAUCUAUAUUUGUGUUGGACAACGGAAAAAAGAGUAGAAAUAAAAUAA